AAAUCAAGAGUUCUUCAAACAAAAACAAAGCAUAAAACACCUUAAUUCCAUGGAUUCAAUCCAAGACAUGGAUGGAGGCUCCAACUCUCAUCACCAUGAGAUGAACAUGGCAUCAAGCAAUAACCUAAUUAUCAACACAAGCUCAAUGAACCCUGCUACUACUCUAGCCUCAGCAGCAGGAGCAGCUGGAACCUCUUCUUCUUCUUCUUCUUCAUCUCCUGCUUCCAGCAGCCGCUACGAGAACCAAAAGCGGCGCGACUGGAACACCUUCGGCCAAUACCUCAAGAACCACCGCCCCCCGCUCUCUCUCUCCCGGUGCAGCGGGGCCCACGUCCUCGAAUUCCUCCGCUACCUCGACCAGUUCGGCAAGACCAAGGUCCACACCCCCAUCUGCCCUUUCUACGGCCACCCGAACCCUCCGGCUCCCUGCCCCUGCCCACUCCGCCAGGCAUGGGGCAGCCUGGACGCCCUCAUCGGGCGCCUUCGAGCCGCCUUUGAAGAAAACGGAGGCAAGCCCGAAGCCAACCCGUUUGGGGCUCGAGCCGUUCGACUUUACCUUCGCGAGGUUCGUGAUUUGCAGUCGAAAGCAAGAGGCAUCAGCUACGAGAAGAAGAAGCGGAAGAGGCCACCGUUGCCGCAGCAGCUGCCGCCUCCACCACUGCCGCCGACAGGUCAUCACCAUCCAGGUCAAUAGGAAGUCAAAGCAAGCUACUGUUACGACCAAUGAAGAUAUGAGGGUCAACCGACAAGAACUUCUAGAUGGACCUAGCUUUUUCAAUGGUAGUGAAGGCAGUAUCCUAAAGAAUCUCUCUCAGUGACUGGAGAUUACUGAUUUUCUAGUCAAAAUAACCAAAUAUGCCACUCCGUCGUGGAUGAAAUAAUUGUCCUACAUUAGUGAAGCAGACUGCGUGUCCACCAACCAAUAAGUUGGGGGACUAUCACUAUCAGAACUUGCUGUGUGCUGCUUCAAAAUAAAUGAUGGGCCAAAAGUGUAGAACACCACAAAUAAUAUUAGUCACAAGUAGUUUUGAGCGGAAUGUGUUCAAGUGAUUAAGUGCAGUUAUCUAUG
Molecule: messenger RNA, 1069 nt
Organism: Prunus avium (sweet cherry)
Lineage: Eukaryota; Viridiplantae; Streptophyta; Magnoliopsida; Rosales; Rosaceae
Product: protein LIGHT-DEPENDENT SHORT HYPOCOTYLS 4-like
Biological process (GO): response to light stimulus; mRNA transcription
Cellular component (GO): nucleus
Source: RefSeq, a predicted model, not a curated record